This is a messenger RNA of Plodia interpunctella (Indianmeal moth), 2856 nucleotides long. RefSeq names its product prostamide/prostaglandin F synthase-like. Bases 148 to 759 code for a protein of 203 amino acids. The record is from RefSeq and is a predicted model, not a curated record. The transcript is spliced from 7 exons. NCBI's taxonomy places the organism in Eukaryota, Metazoa, Arthropoda, Insecta, Lepidoptera, Pyralidae.
AUUUAUUUUUUAAUUCAUCCGGCCGACGCGAAUCCGAUCAGUUUUAUUUUAUUUACGCAUUUAGCACUCGUGUCGUGUUAAACUUAAUUGGAAUAAAAUAUUGUAGUAAACUAUUUACUUUUUUAAAUUAUAUACUACAUCUGGAAAAUGUCUACUGAUAUCAACGAAAUUGGGUCACAAAAAGUAAAAAAUGUAACAACCGGUGAGAGUGCGGAGCUCCGCAGUUUCUGGCAGGACCAGAAUGUGGCCAUCAUAUUCUUCCGUCGCUGGGGGUGCAUGCUCUGCAGGCUGUGGGCAAAAGAGCUUGGAGAAAUCGCGCCAGUGUUGAAGGAGAACAAUAUAAAGCUCGUGGGAGUGGGCGUCGAGGAAAUCGGCUCCAAGGAGUUUGUCGAUGGGAAGUUUUUUGAUGGAGAUCUGUACUAUGUGGAGAACCAGUCGACGUAUCAGACCCUCGGAUUUAAACGAUUCAACUUGGUGACUAUCAUCACAUCUCUGUUCUGGAAGCAAUCUCGAGACGCCAUCUUUAAAGGCAGAGGAAUGGGACUCGGUGGGGACUUGAAAGGCGACUGGGUGCAAACGGGCGGAGCCCUAUUGGUGCAAAAGGGCGGGAAUCUGCUGCGCCAUUUUGUUCAAACCGGCCCCGGGGACCAUCUGUCCAAUUUGGACAUCUUGAAGGACUUCGGCCUGGAGAGCGAGUACAAACCUGAGACAAUGGCCAAUAAGAAACCAGAGGAGUGCUCGACAGAUAACAAGAAUUAAGUCCUGGCUCGAACUGCUCCAAACUAGCACCGGGCCCAUUCACACCAUAUGGACGGAGCGCCGCUGUAAGUUCACAUGGGUGUGAUGCACUUUGAAGAUUUUAGGGUUACGUUAGUGCGAAUAGGCCUCGUUGCCUGAAUCUGUUCUAUAAACAAAAUUGUUUAAAUAAAAAAUAUAUAUAUAUAAAAUUAAAAAAAUAUAUAUUUUACGGCUAGUUCGAAAUUGUGUAUCUAUUGUCACUGUUAAAUGCAACGUGCAAUUCGGACUUACAAAGAUUCUGGACGUGUUUUAAAAUUUGAAAUAUUGUUCUUUUAUUGUGUUAUUCUUUGUUGAAUUAUAUUUGCGGCUAUUAAUUAUCCACAUUUGUUUUUAUAUUGUGACGAUGUUUUUAAACUUAAUACGUUAUAGAUUUGUUUGAGAACGGUUUUGCGUUUGCAAUUUUAAACUUUAUUUAACAAGAAAUAUUGUUUAUUGAAUUUUUAUGAAGCUUCUACUUUCGUUUUAUAAAAAACUUGUCUGUAGAAAAUAUAUAUUUUUAUAUAAAUGUAGUGUCAAGUCUUCAUAAUGUAUACAGCGCAUCCGUUUCAGGUGUAAUGCGCAAGUCCAUGCAUACGGAGUGAGAAGGCAAUGUGUCGAAAACUCAUCACCCAAGGUUUUUUUUGGUCAUUUAUAAAAUUCUGUUAGUCGACUCUUAUUCAGCUUAAAAACCGGCAUUCAAAUAUGAGCGUUAAGGUUAUGUGUAGUUGAUCUAUUUUGCUAUGAAAGUAUAAAAUAACAUACAACCCAUUUAAAGUAAAAUGUAUCUAAAUGAUAAGAUUUAAGGUCUAUGUUUGAAUGCUCGUUUUUUGUCAUGUUAAAUUUCCUUGGGUGUUCAAAAUAUUUUAGCAAGACUGUAUUUAUGUUUAUGCAAUUAAGGUUUUUUUUUUUAAAUAAAAUUUUCUGUUACAAAAACAACCUAAAAUGUCAUAAGUUACGUAGAGUUGUAUGUAACUUGUGACAUUUUAAUUUAGUUUUCAUUUUAUUUUCUGAAACUGGAAAAUAAAAUGAGAAAAGUGAGACAGUGUGAUUACAGGGUACUGUGGCAAAAUACACAAAGUAGACAACGCGCGUGUGACACCCUAGGUUUUGCAGGCGUCGGUAGGCUAUGGUGACCACUUACCAUCAGGUGGGCCACACGCCUGUUUGUCUGCUUGGUAUAAUAUAAAUAAAAAUUCUUGUAUGUGUACUCCAUAUCAAUAAAUAUUUAAUCGCAUAUAUAGUUCCAGGUUUUGUGCUAAUACAAUUUCGAAAUAUAUUUUGAGGCAUUGUGCCUGAUUAUAACGCUUUAAACAACCGAAUGAUAGAUAGAAACGAUUACAUAGAUAGAAAUAUAUUUUCAAAGUGCUUUCUUAUGGCAGCAAUAUUUCGUUUAGUGUGAUAUAUUUCGGGCAUUUACUAUUAUAUAACUGUAGCUUUCAUUCCAUUCCUAGAGGAUUCUUUUUGUUAAUAUUAUGAAAAUUAUUUGUGUGAAAAAUAAAGUAUAUAAAUGUGAAUUGUUAAAUUUUCAAAUUUUAAUUCAUAAUAAUAUAUAUAUUUAUUUAUUUAGCAUUUAUAUAUUUAAAUAAUGUUUAGCAAUAAUAUUCAGAACCAUUUUUAUAAUAAACCAAGAACACUGAAAGAAAAAAUAUGAAUAAAACAACCAUAUAUAUAACUUGUAUAAGUUUUUGUAUAGCUACUUGCUAAAUAUUAUUUAAAUAGGCUAUGAAUGUUAUGCAGUCUAGACCAUAGAUAAAAAUGAAAUUCUAGACGUUAUUUUGGGUUAGAUUACACAAAUUUCAGUUGUAAAUACAAACCAAAUUUUAAAUUGCGGAAGAGUCAAAUUUAGUCUCUCUAUAGAUAUAUAAAAAAAGUUAUUUUUAACAAAUUGUGCAUUAUGUUGGGUGAAUUACUAAUAAUUAAAAAAAUAAAAUUAAAGUAUGUCGUAAACAAGGAAACCAGUUAUUGUAUAUUUAUAUAUUUAAAAAAUUGUAUUUGUUCAAAUUUUGUUUUUUGUUUGUAGAUUAGGUACAAUGUAUUUUUUAAACUUUUUUGAAAUAAAUGUGAAAAUAUAUGUAUAUA